Molecule: messenger RNA, 2983 nt
Organism: Malania oleifera
Lineage: Eukaryota; Viridiplantae; Streptophyta; Magnoliopsida; Santalales; Ximeniaceae
Exons: 2
Coding region: 220-1659 (479 amino acids)
Molecular function (GO): glycosyltransferase activity
Source: RefSeq, a predicted model, not a curated record
CUCCCUUCUUUUUUUAUAGCACUACCCCUGCUCUCUCACUUUCCUCUCCGCCGAUGUGGUACAUGUUUCUCUUCAGAUCAGAUCGCAGCUUCUGCCCUACUCUCACAGAGAAUUCACCAACAAAGACAAGCAGCUUCUGCCCUACUCUCGCGUGCUUUCCAAAUUUUAAUCUCUCACAGCCACAUUUCACACCCAACACAAAAAAAUCACCCCUCCAGAAUGAACCUGAAAUCCCUCUUCUUCUCUUUCUCGUCUGUCCUUGUUGUCUUCCUCGCAAUCUCAUUCGGUUUCACCAGAACAAGCUAUUACAAAGCCCGACACCUGAAAUCGACACUCUCGUCACAUCCCGCAUUCUUUAAGAGACUUCCAUGGUUUCUUCGCCCAACCCCAAAUCCGAAGCCGACCCCAAUGACGGAACUCGGUUCUGUUCCGCCUUACUGUGUCCUUUGGAUGGCCCCUUUUCUUUCAGGUGGUGGGUAUAGUUCUGAAGCUUGGUCUUACGUCUUGGCCCUUCAUGAACACAUGAAAAACCCUAGAUUUAGGUUGGCUAUUGAGCAACAUGGGGAUCUACAGAACUUAGAAUUCUGGGAGGGUUUGCCCCAGGACGUCAAGAACUUGGGUGUUGAGCUUUAUCAGACAGAGUGCAGAAUGAAUGAGACUGUUGUGGUGUGCCAUAGUGAGCCUGGAGCUUGGUAUCCCCCAUUGUUUCAGACCCUUCCCUGCCCACCAUCUGGGUAUAGAGAUUUCAUGUUUGUAGUUGGUCGGACGAUGUUUGAAACCGAUAGGUUGAAUAUCGAGCAUGUAAACCGCUGCAAUCAAAUGGACCUUGUCUGGGUUCCUACUGAGUUUCAUGUUUCUACAUUCAUUCAAAGUGGGGUUGAACCCUCCAAAGUCGCCAAGAUUGUUCAACCCAUUGACAUAAAUUUCUUCAAUCCUGAAAAAUACAGGCCAUUGGAUCUUGCUUCUGCAGGGAAUUUAGUAUUAGGUAAAACUUCCGGAGGCUCGAGUUCAGAGAAAAAUGAGUUCGUAUUCUUGAGUGUUUUCAAAUGGGAGUACAGGAAGGGAUGGGAUGUGUUGUUGAAGGCAUACCUGAAAGAAUUCUCUUGGGUUGAUGGGGUUGCUUUGUAUCUGUUGACAAAUCCAUACCAUUCUGAUAUAGAUUUUAGUAAUAAGAUAGUGGAGUUUGUGGAGGAUUCUGAUAUUGACAGACCAAUCAAUGGUUGGGCUCCAAUUUAUGUGAUCGAUAUUCACAUUAGUCAAGCUGAUCUGCCACGAGUGUACAAGGCAGCUGAUUCAUUUGUUCUUCCUUCAAGAGGGGAAGGGUGGGGUAGGCCCGUUGUGGAGGCAAUGGCAAUGUCACUGCCAGUGAUUGUGACAAACUGGUCUGGACCUACAGAGUUUUUGACAGAGAAGAAUAGCUACCCUUUGCCCGUGAAUAAGAUGAGUGAAGUGAUGGAAGGGCCAUUCAAAGGUCAUCUUUGGGCUGAACCUUCUGUCUAUAAGCUUCGAGUUCUAAUGAGGCAAGUCAUGACUAAUAUUGAAGAAGCUAGAGCCAGAGGAAGGCAGGCGAGGUUGGACAUGGCAAACAGGUUUUCCCCUGAGAUUGUUGCUGGGAUUCUUGCUGAUCAUAUAGAAAACAUUCUAAACAAGAGGAAUUGAGAGGGUUUCGGUUCUUUCCUGAAGAUGUUAAGCGUAACAUUGCUUGUGUUCCUCGAGUUUGUUCUGUUUAUCCAUUCAGUGAAUAAGAUGAGUGAAGUGAUGGAAGGGCCAUUCAAAAGGUCAUCUUUGGGCUGAACCUUCUGUCGAUAAGCUACGAGUUCUAAUGAGGCAAGUCAUGACUUAUAUUGAAGAAGCUAGAGCCAGAGGAAGGCAGGCGAGGUUGGACAUGGCAAAUAGGUUUUCCCCUGAGAUUGUUGCUGGGAUUCUUGCUGAUCAUAUGGAAAACAUUCUAAACAAGAGGAAUUGAGAGGGUUUCGGUUCUUUCCUGAAGAUGUUAAGCCUAACAUUGCUUGUGUUCCUCGAGUUUGUUCUGUUUAUCCAUUCAGUUUUAAACUCCAUCUCAAAUCUUGGUGAGCUUAGGCUGUUGAACGGAGUUGCUUAACUUGUAGAACAGAUCCCAAGCUGCCAAUGACCUCUUCAAUCAUCAUCUCUAUUUCCACACAGCACGUCAGUUUUACCUAAUAAAUAUUUGUAUGAAUACAGGGAGAUGACAUAUAUAUGUAAAUUACUUCCUCCACAAAAAGUACAAAUUACUGAAUGUGGGUGAUCUUGACAUUGCAAAGGCUGCUUCGAAGGCAUUUAAUUGAAAAUUACAAGCUGGCAGCAAACCGUAGACAAGACAAGAAGCAGUUCACUCGCACAAUAGGGGCCUGGAAUAAAAGGGCUGCUGUAAAGUGUCCAUCCCCCCCUCCCCCUUUGAAGAGCAAACGUCAACAGUAUAUACCUAAAUUAUUCAAAAUAUUUCAAGUUGGGGUUUUGGGUGCAUCAGGAUGUCAUUCAAUUUUACUUGCAGAAAAUGGGUCACUCUCAGCCUUUAGAAGUUAUGGACUUCGAAAUGCAAUGAAGAUUUUGUUGUGGGUAUCCAAUGAAGAAAGAGGUUUCUUGCUCGGCUCAUUUAUUCAAAUUUAGUGAACAUCUUUAGGCAUGCAUUGGCUGCACUUCAACCCUAGGGUGUGUUUUUACCAUUCCAUCUCAUUUGAUGUUAGACCAAUGUAACAGAGAAGCAAGGAGUAGGAUUACAAAAGUGGAGUCCAAAGAGCAUUGGUAUAAUAUUUUGUUCCAUGUAGUGAUUUUCAAACGGAAGCUACAUGUUUGUUUGCAUGCUUUUGAUGAAGUUCUGGAACAAUGUUGGUGGCUUGUAUUUUUCAACUGUGAAGUUGGUAAUAUUGUUGAACUAUUUCCCUUUCAUGUGUUAACUAAACAGUCAAUCCAUAUGUAACAUAUGUACUUGUUUAAUGCAGUUCAAGUGAGAGAUAUUUAAUGA